GCGCCUUUUAGCUUUAGCGCCAGUUUAUUCGAAUCCUUCGUCGGUCGUUGACGCGUUUUCGUACAGGUCCUUCGCCACGUGGACCAGUUUAAAUCGUUUUCAUUCCGAUAAAUAAUUACCCAAAAAAAUCAUUGUCAUUGAAAUGCUCCUACUUGUCAUUCUCGCAAUGACAUUAUCUGAAACCGCAACUGAAACUUUCACAAUAGGAUAUUUGACCGGCUCUCAGAGGAGACCCGGCGAUUUGGAAUACCCCAGACCUGGUUUGACCAUAUCUGGAGCCAUAUCUUUGGCAGUCGAUGAGGUGAACAAAGGCGGUCUUGGCCAACGUGGCCACAGACUCGACUUCAUCGUCGCCGAAACCUACGGAGAGGAGGUGAUAAGUGUGCAGAAAACGGCUGAUUUGUGGACGAAAAAUGUGUCGGCGUACGUGGGGCCCCAGGAAACGUGCGAACAUGAAGCCUUCAUGGCGGCGGCUUUCAAUCUACCCAUGAUUUCUUAUAUUAGAGCUGAAGCGGCCUACUUAUACGACGCUGUGCAUGUUUAUGCCAAAGCGUUGAUUGAAGUCUUGGACGAAGGGGGGAAUCCCAGGAAUGGCACUGAUAUAAUUGACCACAUGAAGGAGACGCAUUAUAAAAGUGCAAUGGGAUAUCUUGUCUACAUGGACGAAAACGGGGACGCCGAAGGCAACUACACUCUAAUCGCCCGCAAGCCCAGCACAGGUGACGAAAAAUUCGGGUUAUUCCCCGUCGGAAUCUUCGCCUUGAAACGCACCGAUUCCAAACUCCCCAUUCUCCACUUGAGUGAUACGAUAGAUUGGAUCGGAGGUCGGCCCCCGAUUGCGGCCCCAAGUUGUGGUUUUCGGGGCGAAAAAUGCAUCACUCACACUAUGGAGAUAACGAGCGGCGUCACCGGCGGAAUCUUCCUGGUGAUCCUCGUGAUCUCCUUAGUGCUUUACCGGAACUGGAAAUACGAACAGGAACUUGAUAGUCUGCUGUGGAAAGUCGAUUUCAAAGACAUCCAAAUCAAUGAAGAAGCCGGAACGAAAAUAACCCGAUCGAUUCAUCCGCUGAUAAGGACGAGUCAAGUAUCGUUGAGUUCUAAUCCUGAUGCUGAUUUUCGGUAUUCGACGAUUUUUACGCAGAUUGGGAUUUACAAAGGACGAGUUUUCGCCGUCAAGAAGGUUCAUAAAAAGUCCAUUGAUAUCACCAGAGAAAUGAAGAAGGAGCUUAAAAUGAUGCGCGACCUCCGCCACGACAAUCUCAACGCUUUUAUCGGCGCUUGCACCGACCCCCCAAACAUUUGCAUAGUCACCGAAUAUUGCACAAGAGGCAGUCUCAAGGACAUUUUAGAGAACGACGAUGUGAAACUCGACAAUAUGUUCAUUGCAUCUCUAGUCGGAGACAUUUUAAGGGGGAUGAUUUACCUCCACGACUCCCCCGUCCGAUUUCACGGAGCUUUGCAUUCAGCCAAUUGCUUGGUGGAUUCGCGAUGGGUGGUGAAAUUGGCCGAUUUCGGCCUCCGGGAGUUCAAAAAGGGGGCGGAGGAGCCCGGAGUCAAAGAUCCGGGGAAAGUCCGGGAAAAGUGCUACCGAUUAUUGUACAAAGCUCCCGAAUUGUUGCGACUACAAGGCCAAUUAGGGAGUCAAAAGGGUGACAUUUAUUCCUUCGGGAUCAUACUAUACGAGUUGCAUAGUCGACAUGGCCCUUUCGGGACCACUGAAUUGACCUACCCGGAAAUUCUCAGUAAAAUUAUACACAAUCCCGGACCACAACCCUUCAGGCCGCCACUUGAAGCGCUAGAAAACAGCUUCGAUUUUGUGAGAGAGUGUCUGAAAGAGUGUUGGGCUGAAAAUCCUGAAGAAAGGCCCGAUUUUAAAAGCAUCAGGACCAAACUCAGYCCUUUACGCAAAGGAAUGAGACCAAAUAUUUUCGAUAACAUGAUGGCAAUGAUGGAGAAAUAUGCGAAUAAUUUGGAGGUGUUGGUCGACGAGCGAACCGAUCAGUUACAAGAAGAGAAGAAGAAAACAGAGGCGUUYUUAUAUGAAAUGUUGCCGCGGCCUGUUGCCGAACAACUGAAACGGGGGAACAAAGUCGAAGCUGAAAGUUUCGAUUGUGUGACGAUUUAUUUCAGCGAUAUUGUUGGGUUUACAGCCAUGUCGGCUGAAAGCACGCCGUUACAGGUUGUAGAUUUUUUGAACGAUCUUUAUACUUGUUUCGAUUCGAUUAUCGAACACUACGAUGUUUAUAAAGUGGAAACAAUCGGGGAUGCCUAUAUGGUGGUCAGCGGGCUUCCAAUUCGGAACGACAAUCAACAUGCGGCUGAAAUUGCCUCUAUGUCUUUACAUCUUUUAGCUGAAGUUAAACAGUUUACGAUCAGACAUCGACCCAAAGAGAAAUUAAUGCUGCGAAUUGGGAUUCAUUCAGGCCCAGUUUGUGCUGGUGUUGUCGGUUUAAAAAUGCCCCGCUAUUGCUUAUUCGGCGACACCGUCAACACAGCAAGUCGAAUGGAAUCAACAGGGAGUCCAUUGAAAAUUCAUUGCAGUACCGAAUGCAAAGACCUUUUGCACAAACUAGGUGGRUACAACCUCGUCGAACGCGGCCUCGUCUCAAUGAAAGGAAAAGGCGAACAACAAACCUUCUGGCUCCUCGGCGAAGACCCCCACUCCCGCAACCUCCGCAAAGAAGAGCGCGAAAAGCGCCGAAUCAAAACCGAAACAGGAGCCAAAUCGUACAAAAACGGCCAAUUGGACCCCAACGGCCACUUCAUAAUCACCCGAAGCUCGUUAAAAAACAAAAACAGCAUAGUCCGGAGCCCCAUUCCGCGCUGCUCCUCCUUCGAGAGCCCCAAGAAGCUCCGCUUCGCCAGCGGCGACAACCUGGAGAAGAAAAGCGACUCGAACUUCCUCGAGGUCAUCUCCGACAGCAGUCCUUGCAAGAACAAAUCCUCCAAUUCGCUCGAUUGCUGCAGCGAAGCCUGGAAAACCUCCAGCACCUCGUGUCCUUGUAUCGAAAAUUUGGCCAAUUCGGCGGCGACUCUCGCCCAAUCCCAACUCUCAAUGCUCUACAAAGACGAGAAAAACGUCAAAAUGGUCAGACCAACGUGUUAUAGUGUCCCAAUGUUGUGCUCCUUGGCCGUUCCAAGACCUGUUAUCCACACCAUUUCGGCACCCACCAGUCCCAGGAAACUGGAUCUAGUCGAUUUGACCAAGUUUCCAGAGUGCGAGGAAGUCAUCCCGUGGGCCGACUCCACACCCCUGCUCAAAAUCACCAAACCCCAAGACUCGGAAACGGGGGUCUAACAUUUUUGUUGCGUUUUUGGACUUAAGGCUCGUGUAAUUUCUAUUUAUUGAUGUUUAUUGUAUAWUAUACGGACGUAACGGACUUUUAUUUA
Tribolium madens (black flour beetle) is the source of this 3390-nucleotide messenger RNA. RefSeq names its product receptor-type guanylate cyclase Gyc76C. Gene Ontology annotation, cellular component: membrane. Bases 143 to 3298 code for a protein of 1051 amino acids. Gene Ontology annotation, biological process: intracellular signal transduction; receptor guanylyl cyclase signaling pathway; cGMP biosynthetic process. The transcript is spliced from 17 exons. Gene Ontology annotation, molecular function: ATP binding; guanylate cyclase activity; protein kinase activity. The record is from RefSeq and is a predicted model, not a curated record. Lineage: Eukaryota; Metazoa; Arthropoda; Insecta; Coleoptera; Tenebrionidae.